This is a messenger RNA of Betta splendens (Siamese fighting fish), 2826 nucleotides long. RefSeq names its product NLR family CARD domain-containing protein 3. Gene Ontology annotation, biological process: activation of GTPase activity; nucleocytoplasmic transport. The coding region runs from base 87 to 1148 and encodes 353 amino acids. Gene Ontology annotation, cellular component: cytosol; nucleus; perinuclear region of cytoplasm. Gene Ontology annotation, molecular function: small GTPase binding; GTPase activator activity. NCBI's taxonomy places the organism in Eukaryota, Metazoa, Chordata, Actinopteri, Anabantiformes, Osphronemidae. The transcript has 4 exons. The record is from RefSeq and is a predicted model, not a curated record.
UGAGGCGGAGCGGGGAGGGGGGGGAGGGGCCGCGUGGGUCCAGAGACGGGGGGCGACGGAGGGACUUCUACGCUGAAUGUGUGGAGAUGAGCGGCGCCUUGGAGCCGAGCAGACACAAGUGGUUCAAGGCAAACAUCCUGGAGAGGUGCCGGCUCCAGAAGAAGCUGUCGUCGUGCCCCAGAGCCGCAGGCUCAGAUUUGGAGCCCAGCGCCGAAAGUGACGCGGCCUCGCAGCCUGAUGCGGAGCCAGAGGAGGAGGAGGAGGCGGCGGCCGACGAGCCGGAUGGCGACCAGGAGCCUGCGAAGGAGCAGGACCUGCAGGCGCAGCUCGACGCCAUGAUGACGGUGCUGAGCUCAUCGGCUGAGGUGGGCCAGCUGGUCCUGAGGAACACGGACCUGACCGACGACCACCUGCUGAGUCUGGCAGGAGCUCUGAAGAGCAGCCGGUCCGAGGUGACGCUGCUCAACCUCAACCUCAACCUCAUCGGCCCGUACGGGGCCCACAUCCUGCUGGACGUGCUGAGGGCCAAGCCUGGGGUCAAGGGCCUGCACCUGUUCGGGAACAGACUGCGCGACCAUGGAGCGCUGGCGCUGUUGAUGGGAGUCGCGGAGCUGCAGGAGCAAACGGCGAGAGCCGCCGCCGCCGCCGCCGUCCAGCUCCACGCGGAGCUCGGCGCCGUCCUGCAGCCGCCCCCCGGGUGGAGCCCCCUCAGGGCCUUCACGCUGCUGGAGCUGGACGUCGGGGGCAACGGCCUGGGCAGCGAGGGCGUGAGGGCGCUGGCCUGGUUCAUGCGCCACCACUCGCAGCUCCAGUACCUGGGCCUGGCCCAGAGCAGCGGCGCCGACCUGGCGGCGUGGAGGGAGCUGUUCCACAGCAUGCGGGGCAGCGCCUCGCUGGCCCACGUCAUCCUGGACCAGAACCGGCUGGGCGACCCGGGCGUCAGGCUGCUGGCGGACGUCCUGAGGGAGAACGCGGGGCUGCGGGAGCUGGACCUGGACGGCAACGACAUCAGCGACGUGGGAGGCAACGACAUCAUGGGGGCGCUGCUCUGCAGGACGCAGGCUCCGCUCAGACACCUGAGCCUGGAUGAAAACAACAUCAGCGCCGGAUUAAUGAGCCGGAUACAGGAGGAGGUGAAAUGCAAAUGAGGAGGUGGGAGAAAACUCUGGUGAACUGUAAUAAACAAAGCACAGACUCGGUCCCAGUUAGAGGUCAGAGUAGAAGAAGCUGACACACACUUACACGCGCACACACAUGCAGACACACACACGUACACGCACACACACACACAUACAUGUGCACGCACACACACACACACGCAAGCACACACACACACACACACACACACACACACGCAAGCACACACACACACACACACACACACGCAAGCACACACACACACACACACACACACACACGCAAGCACACACACACAAACACACACACGCAAGCACACACAAACACACACAUACAUGUGCACGCACACACACACACACACACUCAGACCUGGCAGGUGUGUGGGCGCCUGCUUUGGUCUGGAGCCUUUUCAAAGCGCUCCAUGAACGGCACCUUUCUUCUUCCUGGUGACUUUUCGCGUUCUCCUUCUCGUCUCCCACCAUCGUUGCCCCUCGCGACUCCACACCUCCUCCUCGGCUAAAAGCGACUGCGCUCCUCCUGUCGUUUUAGCGUGUUAUUUACUGCCUCUGCGUGAUUCAUUCCACCCACGGCGUGAGCAGGUCACGGAUGACUUACCCACGGCGUCUCUCCAUCAUCACAUCCUUCUCUCUCGGAUCCAAAGCGAGUGCAUGAGACGCCCUCACUUUGUCGUCCUCGUCGUUCCUACUACACACUGCUUCUAUUCACAACCUUAAAAAACACAACUAGGCCGCCUUGGUGUGGAUUUUAGGGGCUGUCAUCUCAUUGUUCCAUCAACGCCGACAUACUGAAAAUAACUGUACCUGAUCAAAGCCCGUCAGAGUGCUAAUUAUCUUCUCCUCUCACGGCUGCCACGGGUGAUUCCUCUGAAACCGAUCCCUUCACGUUUCGUAUCUCGUCUGUGCGAAUUCCUUUCUGUGGAUCCCGAUAAAGCCGCUCGGCAAAUCCCUGGGAGGACGACAGAUAAAUGAGACACCUGAAGAUUGCAUCUGCGGAGGUUCUGCUCCUCUGAGGAGGCAGUGUCUAGUGUGGGCUCUGCACCUUGAACAGGGACGUUUACUGGGAGCACUGGGACGCUCAGAUGUCCCUUUAAUGUCCUCGCCUGUAACAUCUGCAGCGACUGAGCACGACUCAAGCAGGAGCCGCCCUGUCGUCCACGGCUCCUCCACUGAGGCCUUCAUGCUUCACCGUUACAACAGACCUCGGAUCAGUGACCCCAUUGUCUCGCCGCUCACGUUAUCUGAAUUCGGCCUGAAACAAAUCCCGCCGUGUUACAAGCUUCUUUCAGCUGCUCUGCCCCAAAGCAAUCUGGGAAUCACAGAGGCUCAAUCUGUCAGGACUUUACAGUUUGCUGCAGAGCCAGUUUCACCUUUCAGGCCUUGGCAGGUACUGUAUCGCUGGUGAGGCCUCGCUCAGGGUGGCGCUAGUCGUAGCUGGAUCUGAUGCUGCAGACAUGUGCUGUAACGUCUGGGGAGCUUCUUGACCUCCCAGUGCAGAAACGCAGCAAAUAAAGUCACUUCCUCUCAUGGGAGGUUCAGUAAUUCAGACUUCCUUAAGUUUCUCCAUCAGAAUUUUCCUGUAGCUCCAUCUUCUAUUCAAGCGCUUUCUUUACAGCAUUUGGUUUUGAUAAUCUGUACAUAUGCAUCAUGAAAUAAAAUAUCAUCCAACUUG